AUGAAAUCAUUCGCACUUCUCAAUGACAAACCAGCAGCUGGCGAUGUCCGUGAGGCAUUGUGCUGCCCGACAAUGGACCUUCUGGCACUGCUAACAAUGUCUGGCGCGAUAGUUGUACAUCGUUUCCUGAAUUGGCAACGUCUGCUUACAAUUGGUGCAUCGUCAGCAGUCGAUGGCAAUGAUGAUAUUGCCACAUCAAUACAGUGGAGUCCGAAUGGCAAGCGAUUGGCAGUUGGAUAUGCCAGCGGACUGAUCUCACUCGUCUCCAUUGAGAAUGGCAAAGAGAUACAUUACACACGCGCAGCACCAGUCUCGCCCGUCACCAAGAUGUUCUGGGUGCAGUACAACCCAUCCUCAUCAUCAUCGUCACACUUUAGUCAAUGCUUUGACGCGUCACCCUUCUUCCCAGCCUUUGCUCACUACAUCCAAGACAAGGAAGACGAGAUGAAGCCAUUCCCUCAAGACUUGGAUGCCCUUGACGUGUUGAUCGCCGUGUCAAAGAGUGGCGUCAUCUCAUUCCUGGGGUUCGGCAUGACGUUGAUCGGCACACUGGACAUCCAACAGAUACUGUUGAACAAGUAUGGCGCAUCACACUUCUUGAUCAAGUCGGCCAAGUCGGUGGAUAUACAAAACGUGGCAAUGUCUCGCGACUUUGGUAGAGCGAUGUUGACCGCCGAGACAGAUAGCGGGCUCGCACUCAUGUUGGACGUGGACACAUCGAUACUCUCGCGCAAAGCCAGUGAGAUCUUUGACUUUGCCACCAAGUCUGUCACGGCUUCAUGGCUCUUGGACACACUCUCAUAUCUGCUGACCCAUGAGGUCGUGGACAAGUGGAGCGACACACACAGCCAGCUGGUGACCAAAUGGUCGUCAUUCGGUCGCACACUGCUCGACUUUGGCUACGACCAGACUCACACACUCGAGCAGCACCUCACAGACAUGCUGAUGAUUGGCGUGCCCUCGGAUGCACUGGCGCAAUACCUGGCGAACGGCAUCAAUGUCAAGAGUCUGCGGUCGUCGCUUCGCACGCUGGACGGCCUGCGUGACACGCUCAUUGGGCGCAUCCUGGCGGCCUUCACACAUCUGAUGCACACAUUAGCCGCGCUGCGGUCUCUGUCGCUGUGGCAGGAGCGCUUUGGGGACAUGCUCAACGCUGACAAGUAUGAGCGAUUGCUGAGGCAGAGUGGCGCGUUUGGCGUGCGACUCGAGAGUCUGGACCGCGUCUUUGGCGGGGUCUCAGCGCAAUACUCGUCAUUCUUCACAUGGCUACUCAAGAUCCAAGAUCAGAUCAACGACACGCCCAGUCAGCAACCAUCAUCAUCGCUUCAAAAUGAUGAGCGCGCCAUUCUCGAGUUGCUCCACGGGGGGCUCAACCAAGACCCUCUGUCGGUGGCGUCGAGCCCUAGUCAUUGUGAUACCCAUUCCAUUCUAAUGCAACUGUUGGACUUGGCCAGCGACAACACAAUUGUGUCACAGUUUAAGAUCAAUGCCGUCACGCCACUGGGAUUGUUCGAUCGCAAGCAACUACUGCAACUGGAGCAAGAGCAAGGACAGGGCAGCGCGCAACGCUUUUGUUCGGCAUUCACAUCAGAGAGCCAUAACAAGUUUGUUGUGGCCUUUCUCCUGCCAGGGUCGAGCAAGCUAUUCGUCGGAAUCAAAGAACGCGCUGAUUGGCGCUUUGGCUGCGUGCAGCUUGGUGAGCGCGACCGGCUGGACGACAUGGUCUUCUACGACAACACAUUGCUGGCCGUACUGUCGAUACCCGAGGAGGUCACCCCACAGGGUGCCAAGCCCAAGGAGUCAUCAUGCCUCAAACAAUACUCCUACACCGAGCUGGACUUCAUGCAGCUUGGUGUGGCCAUCCCGCCAUCCACUGUGAUGAUAGACCUCCUCGAUGGAUUCUUCUUCCAGGAGGAGACACAAGGUGACAAGAGUCGCCUACUCACCCCUGACGCGCCAACCAGGUGCUCAGCCAAACGACUCUGGCUGUCAAUCGAGAGAAAUGUCGCGUGUAUCGCGAUGGGAAGUCGCAGGACCAUGGUGUUCGACCUGGUCGAGGACGAAGAAGAGGAAGGUGACGACCAAGACAAUGACGACCAAGCGAUCGAGGAAUAA
Molecule: messenger RNA, 2115 nt
Organism: Acytostelium subglobosum LB1
Lineage: Eukaryota; Evosea; Eumycetozoa; Acytosteliales; Acytosteliaceae
Exons: 4
Coding region: 1-2115 (704 amino acids)
Biological process (GO): protein K11-linked ubiquitination; anaphase-promoting complex-dependent catabolic process; positive regulation of mitotic metaphase/anaphase transition
Cellular component (GO): nuclear periphery; anaphase-promoting complex
Molecular function (GO): protein binding
Source: RefSeq, a predicted model, not a curated record